Messenger RNA from Giardia duodenalis, 1692 nucleotides. RefSeq lists its product as uncharacterized. The coding region runs from base 1 to 1692 and encodes 563 amino acids. Lineage: Eukaryota; Fornicata; Diplomonadida; Hexamitidae. The transcript has a single exon. The record is from RefSeq and is a predicted model, not a curated record.
AUGAGGCGUUGUCUUCUGGACGAUAGGGCACAUCUGGUCCUUCUCCAGCCGAGCAAUGUUUCGCCUGCACGUCGGCAGCCCGUUGUCACCGGAGUAAAUCUUCGGCUGGAGGACUUUUCACCGCUUUUAGAUACUGAAGAAGAUGAGGCAGCACUUCUUGCGGCACGCCGUCUGGCGAACUAUUUGACAGAAGCACAAGACGAGUCAUCCCUGGGUAUCAUUGGAAUGGAGCCUGAGCUCCUCACCCUUGCCCUUGAGCGAUUAGAGCAGUGCGUCCCUCAUCAGGCCCAUUCUGAAUUAGAGCGUCCUGAGGGUGUGAGGUCCACUGCACCCUCGCACCAAAUACUUAGUGCCCUUUUGUCCAUUUUCACUGCUAUCUGCGCUAAGCCACAUACUCUGGUUCUUGCUGGGAUUGUCUCUGCUGACGAUACAGUUGAGAGUUCACUAGAACGACGGCUUGGUGAUAGUAACUCUACUGUGAGAAGGCUUCUCCAUGCUGCACAGUCUUUCGUUGAGCACUCCACUCUCAGACACUACGAGGCGGUCACGAUGGCCCUCCGUCUGAUAGGUAACUUGACAACCCAUGGCCUAUGCGUCGCACGUCACUUGCUCGAUAGUGGCAUGCUUAGCUCCAUCUGCGCGCUGCUGAGCACGGAGCUCUACACCUGCUUCACAUCGAUUCGGGCAGAGGUCCAAUGGGUCUUUACAGCAAUGGCCUCCCACUUCCCCGGUGACCAAGGAGGCGACAAGCUUGUUAUCCAACUAGAUCAUUGCGUCUCACCGGCGCUACCAUCCGAGACUUACUUAGGAGUGGCUCUGCGCUCAGCCAUAGACUACAUUGCUAGUUCUUUCCAGUCAAUAAACACGUACAAUGACAGUAAGCGUUAUGACAGAUGGUACCUCUCAAUUCGCUGGCUUAUGUACUCCUUUAUGUGUCCCUGUCUCGUGAGCCGAGAUUGCAUUUCUAACGCCUCCGUUUUAGAGCUAGUAAUAAGAAGCAUCUCCGUCCCGACACCCGAUAUCUCUAGCAUUGCUAUGGUAGCUCUGAAUCAGUAUUCCAUGAAUGUACCAAGGGACAUCAAGAAUAAAACUAUGUUUACAAGCCAGGCAGUUGCAUUGCUCCGUCAUGGCUUCACCUCAAUUGCCACUACUUACAUUGAUGCUAAUUUAUAUGGAAAGGUAGAACCCUGCUAUGUUUCUAUUCUCAAAGAGGCUCUAGUCUUUUUAAACAACGAAAACAGUGAUAUUGAAAUACCUGGCUUCUGGGUGCAAACAGUCGCUAAUCUAUAUGCAAGGUUGUUGCGCGCGCACAGGGUCCCAUCCGCGGACACAACUGAAGUGCUUGAACUCUUAACAGAAGCACUAGGAUCCACCGUUUCCAUUUGCUCCAAUGAAACGAUGAACGUGUUAUGCAGUAGCAACGCUCGAAUCUUUUCCCAAUUGAUCAAGCUUCUCAAAUCAUAUAAACCGUGUGUGCAAAUGAGGAAAAUGAUGUGGAAAAACAGCUCAAUUCUACUAAAUGUGUCAGAAUUACUAAGAACAAUGAUUGACUAUGUUCCAGAUACGGAGUUAGAGCUCCAUAGGCACGACCUCAUGGAGACUAUCAACGUGCUCUUGGAAGAGAACAUAGAUGCGCAGACCGCAGACAUACUAGAAGAAGUACAAAAGCAUCUGUUCCGCAAAGAUGACUAG